UUUACUUCAAAUAUUUUGUCCAGUUUUAUUUAUUACGUUCAUUCUGUACAUCUUUGCAUAUUUAAAUUUUCCAUAAAUACGUCACCAUACUACUUUAAUUACAAAUAUAUAUAAAUAUUUAAUAACUUUUAAAAUUUUUAAACGGGAUACUUUAUCCAGAAAGCUACGAGAUAACAAUUUACCAUAAAAUUACUUAAUAAAUUUUCUAACUACAUCGUAUAAUCGUGAUCGCAGCCAAUCAACUCAUAUUAUUUAUUACACAAUUUAGAAUAAUUAUAUCAUGUAUAUUGAUGUAAUUAGUAAUUGCAUAUGAAAUAAUACUAAUUGCCCAGUUAAACGUUAGACUGAAACAUGAUGGAGAUACGCGUGGAAAGUAAACACGCGCGAGCUAAUAUAAUUUCAACGAACUAGAUUUAUGGAUCUAAAACUAUACUCAAUAUACGUGUCAAUUUAAUUUAAUUAAAUCAACUUCUUUUUUGCACAGCUUUUUCUUUUGUGGAGGGUUUCCUAUCUAUUACCGUGCGAAAAUUUGAUUAAUAAAAUAAGAAAAAUUACUAAUAUUUUUUAAUAACAAACUUAAAAUAUUGAUAAUAAAUUCAUUUCAUCACAAAUUAUUAAUAUAUAUAAUGCUUCUUAUUGAGCCGUGCUGGCUCAAUGGAUUACGAAGGUACAUUAUUAUCGUUCAUAAAACGAAUUUGCAAUAAAUUUCGCUUUUAAAUGUUACAAUAUAGCUCACGAGGGAAUAUGAAAAUGUAUAUGAAGGAAAUAAUAUAAAGGAAACUCAGAAAAGUUUGAUCGAGUGUUUUAAUAUAUUGUAGGAUUUCUCCUACUUUAUAGGUAAUUGUAUAAUUCCGGUUUAAUUUCUCCUGUUUGUAAUUAUAUAAUUAUUACACAUGAUUAUAAAACACAUGAUGUACAGUAACUGUGGUGUCUAUUUUCAUCUGUUACGUGUGUAAUAUAUAUAAAUAUCGUAAGAAAACAUGAUACAAUAUACCUUAUGAUUCGUAUAUUCUAAUAUUGGAACUCAGAUAUGAAGUAGCGAACGGUGGAAUUUCGCCUUGCUACUUUAAUCAAAGAUAAACUGAUAAGAUUGCAACUGAUAGUGAUAGUUAUUUAAAAUAAAUUAAUUAAAUAGCGUUUCCAUAUUGAUGCGAAGUAUACGUACAUACAUGUACAUAUGUACAUACGUGUUCGUAUGUACAUAUAUCGUAGCACUGAAUCGUACUAACACUCAGUAAGUAAUUCUUCUUUAUUAAACAGCUUAUUCGUCGCGUAAAAUUAAACUGUACAAAAAAAUGUCAGGAAAUAAAAAGAGUUGACGAUGCCAACGUAUUCGUGGUAAAAGCGAAAACGUAAAGUGUUGUUUAAAUUAUACAUCGUGCGAGUAAUUUUACGGUUCCCAAGCAGGUAUCUCACUUCACGUGCACAGUCACAAAGAUCCAUUGUACCAAACACAGUUGCUAAUAAGUAAGGCAGUUGAUGCGUCUCAAUAUAAUGAAAAACGAACGAUUAAAAUUCAUUUGUUUCAAGUUUCGGAAAAUAAGCUCUGUUCUAAAGCAAAAUUCAGACAUUACUUUGCUGAAAUGCAGUGUAUAACCUUUCGGUAGCCAUGCCCAUAAAUUAAUGUAUAAAAGAAAAGAUUUCUGUACAUGGAAAUAAUUUAAAUUCCACUUAGUCUGGAUAAUGCAUUUAAUUAAAUUAACGUAUCAUUAGGAAAUAUAUAACAGAAAAAUGUCUGCUGGAACAGAAUUAUUAUCCACAGCGGAACCACAUCUUAUUCCAGGAUAUGCCGGAUAUUGUCCUCAAUAUCGCUACAGAUGUGGUGAAACGUAUGGAAAUCUUACGCACAAAGUGCUUCUUGAUCCUACAGUGAAUCAUGCGGAGACCCUCAUUUUAUCGAACCGUAUCUCCGACGAUUACGAGGUCCAGAGGCCACCGAAAAAUGACAUAGACGUAGUAAAUGCUAGAUACAAAAGGACCGACCCUAUAUUUAUUCAUCCUAUAACACCAAGUUACGAAGGAUUUACUCCAAAACUAAAAGCCAGAAAUGGACAAAGAUACACGGUGUUGGCUACAGAAGGACUUGCCGAAUUUGAACGACAACAAUUAAGAAGUAGAGCGGCUCUUAAUGAACUUAAACGAAUUAUAGAUAUACAAGCUGGACAGGGUGAACCAAGAAAUUUAGAGGAUCGUUUGCUCAUAAAAAGUGAGUUUAAACUGCCUAUGCUAACAGUUCGACCUGAUUGCGUGGGUGUAACGAGGAAUUUAUUUCUGGACGAACAACACGAAACACCCAGCGAUCACUCUCCAUCCCCUUACUUUAUGGACAAUGCAAAUCCGCAAAAAUACUUUAUCAGUCGAUACGGCGGUCAUAUACCAUACGGAUAUGCGCAUUUUGGAAAAACAAACGUUCCGGCUACUAACAGCGCCCUUUGCGAUUUUACAUCUGAUUAUCGAAAACGACAAAGUACAGAAUGGGCACCAGUAACAAUUUCACGACCUGAUCCACCUCUAUUAAUUCAACCCACUAUUAUUUACCAUAAACAUGUUGGUAUGCUUCCAAAUUAUCUUGGACAUGUUCCUGGAGAAACAUUCAGAUUCGGCAAAACUUUCGGAGCUGACACUAAAGAUGCGAAAAGAUGGCUCCGUGGUGAUUUCUCUGCAUAAAAUAUAAAAUACAAGAAAGCAGUCUUAUGCAUAAUAAGAAUUUAAUACAAGAAAAAUAACAAUGCGU
Molecule: messenger RNA, 2734 nt
Organism: Bombus pyrosoma
Lineage: Eukaryota; Metazoa; Arthropoda; Insecta; Hymenoptera; Apidae
Product: UPF0605 protein CG18335-like
Exons: 7
Coding region: 1732-2667 (311 amino acids)
Source: RefSeq, a predicted model, not a curated record